AUGGCGAUGAAUAUACUGCCAAGGCUCCUGACUCGACGAGGUUUACGUAAAAUAUUAUCAGAGGGCACAAAACUAGCUGGUGCUGAAGUUGCUUCAGUCACCUUACUGAACAAUAUCUGUAUUCCUUAUUCAACAGUCAACCAUGAACACCUUUUAAGACAAUUCAGAAGUAAAACACAAUACUAUCAAAAGUAUUAUUCUAUUAAAGCAGCACACCAAAGUGUUGUAGAUGAUUAUCGCAAUGAACACAACAUUACUUGCAUUGGAGAAGAUAUACCUAACCCAUACAUAGAAAUAGAGAAGAGUGAAUUCCCAGAAUACAUCAAGUCAUUUCUAAAAAAUCAGGGUUUUGAGAAACCAACCAUUAUACAAUCACAAGGAUGGCCUAUUGCUUUGAGUGGUCAGAAUUUUGUAGGAAUUGCACAAACUGGGACUGGCAAAACAUUGGCUUACUUGUUACCAGCUGUUGUUCAUAUUAAGGAGAAAAAUGCAAGGAAAGGCUUAGGUCCUAUUGUGCUGGUCCUUGCACCGACAAGAGAACUAGCUCGACAAAUAGAACAGGUGGCAAAAGCUUUUGAAAGAUCCAUGAAAAUUAAAACACUCUGUGUUUAUGGUGGAGCCAGUCGUGCAGUUCAAGCUAGUAAGCUUCAAGAAGGAGUUGAUAUACUUAUUGCUACUCCUGGUAGAUUAAAUGACUUUAUUAUGAGCAAAACUGUCUCAUUGAGUCGAUCAACUUAUGUUGUAUUAGAUGAAGCUGAUAGAAUGUUGGACAUGGGUUUUGAACCUCAAAUACGGCAAGCUUUAGAAGGAGUUCCUCUGGAGAGACAAAUUUUGAUGUUUUCUGCCACUUGGCCUAAAGAAGUGAGACAUCUAGCUAAAGACUACUUGGGUGAGUUUGUGCAAGUUAAUGUAGGGUCCACUGAACUGUCUGCAAACCACAAUAUAAAGCAAAAUGUUCAUAUGUGACACAGACAACAAAAUGACCUUGUUUCAAUCUAUAAUGCAUGAGAUUUCUGGCGAAGGAUUUGGUAAACUGUUAAUUUUCGCAAACACUAAGAAGUUUGUCGAUACUCUGACCCUCACACUCAGAAGAAACGGUUGGCCAGCAGAUGGGAUUCAUGGCGAUAAGACUCAGGCCCAAAGAGACAAAAUUAUUAACAAGUUUAAACAUGGUCGUGCAAAUAUUUUAGUUGCAACUGAUGUUGCUGCUCGAGGACUUGAUGUGGAUGGUGUAACACACGUGAUCAACUAUGACUACCCGAACACGUCCGAAGACUACAUCCAUAGAAUAGGCCGCACUGGUCGUCACGAAAACAAAGGGGUGUCUCACACUAUCCUCACUGACGAAGACGCGAGGCAAGCCAGCAGUUUGAUUGAAGUUCUCAAAGAAGCUAAUCAGGAAAUUCCACAGGAGUUAGAAGACUUAGGUCGUUCAUAUGAUAUAUCAAAAAUAAAAGAAAAACAGAUGAAGGCGAGGCCCAGACAAAAUAACUACCAAUACGGACAAAAUAACAGAAGUAAUUUCCAAUAUGGUCAAAACAACAAGUUUAACAGAUUCAACAAAUUCAAAACCUUUAAAUCCAAGAGAUAUGAUGAUGAUUAUGUGUAA
Molecule: messenger RNA, 1609 nt
Organism: Spodoptera littoralis (African cotton leafworm)
Lineage: Eukaryota; Metazoa; Arthropoda; Insecta; Lepidoptera; Noctuidae
Source: the annotation of a GenBank genome assembly